AUGCAACAAGAAGAUAAUCAUAAUCUUGAAUUUGUAUCUCGCAAUAUAAAAAAUAAUUCGGAAAAAUUGCAAAGAACGCCUCAAGUUAGUGAAUUUGACAAAAAAGAUAUAAUGUCACAAGAAAUUAAACGUAAAAUUCACUAUACUCCUCAGAAUAGUCCGAAUAAAUAUUCAAAAACUCCUCAAAAUAAUGAAUCAUUUAAAAAAGAUACGAAAUCACAAUUAGAAAGUAACAAACGAAAAAUUCAAUCAUUUCAUAAUGAAAGUCUGGAAAAAAUUCAGAAAAUUUGUCCAAGUGGAAAAUUUGUUAAUACUUUAAUAGGACAAUGGUCUAAACAUAUGGGUAUCCAAACACCACUAUCCGAAACAGGAAUAGUACGAGAAAAUUUAAUCACGGAAGAAAUGAAACAGAUGCAUGUAAUUGAAGAACGAAAAAUUCAAAAGUUGCAAAAAAAGCUUCAGAUUGCUGAAGAAACUAUAUCUUCACUUUCUACUUCUCAUGAAGUGGAAUUACGAGCUAAAGAGGAGAUUUUACAACAAUUGAAUAGCGAUUGGGAAUCAAUUACUAAAUAUUAUUAUGAAAUAUCAGAGAGUUUAAAAGGAUUUCAACAACAUAAAGAUAAUCUAUCGAAAUUAUAUAAUGAAAUCAUUGUUAUUCAACAAUCUACAAUGAAGAAAUUACAACAAGAAUUAUGUAUUAUGAAAUUAAAAGAUGAUGAGCAAAAAAAUAUUGUUAGUACAAUGGAAAACAAAGUAAUAAAUCAAGAGAAAAGAAUAUACGAAAUGAUGAGUAUUGAGAACGAAUUGAAAAAACAAUUUGAAGAAUUGAAAAAUAAUUCAGUUUUAGAGAAAAAUCAUUUACAUAAUGUUUAUACAGAAGAAAAAUUAGAAUUAAUAAAGAAGCAAGAAAAUCUCACGUCGAUGAAUCAAGAACUACAAGUACAAUUACAGAAGAUUACAGAAGAAAAACAAAACUUAACUAUCUUGUUUGCUGAAAAAGAUGAUGAAAUAAUAAAAUUGCAAGGGGAGAUUGUUACAUGCAAAAAUAAAAUCGAGAAUUUGUUAUGUCAUAAUACUGAAUUAAGUGCAAAAUAUGAAAAAUCCAUAAAUAAAGAAGAAAAACUAUCAAAAGAAAUACAAACGAAAGCGCAAGAAAUCGAUAAAUUACGAGAAAAUUUAAAUACUAGACAAGAAAUAGAAUCUAGUUUAGCUAAAGAUUUUGAUAUGAUUGAUAACAAAUAUAAAAAUAUACAAAAUAAUUUUUUAAAUAUAGAAAAUAAAUUAAAGGAAGCGCAAGUUCGCAAUAUAAAUCUUGAACAAUCUUUACAAAUGAUGAAAUCUGAUAAUGAACACAAAAUAAUGGAAUUAUACGGAAAAAUUGAAUUUUUAGAAAAAGAAAAAGCACAAAUACUUUUAGAAAAACAUUUAAAAAUACAGGAAUUUGAGAAUAUUCAUAAAUUAUUAAAAGAAAAACACGAAACAGAGAUAAAAUCCUUAAAAGAAGAAUUCGAUAUUAAACUAAUAGAAAUGAAAAAAACUUUAGCUACACAAAAAUCUACAUUUUUAAAAUUAAAUGAAACUGUAAAUAAAAUAAAUAAUGAAGAAAAUCAAAAUAGACAAAUAAAUUUUCAUGAUCAAUGUACAAAAAUAAAUCAUAAUGAGUUGCAAGAUAACUUAAAAGAAAAAAUGCAACCUUUAAUAGAAUCUAUUCUAAUAGAAAAAAAUCAAGUUUGUGAAAUGAAAGAAUUUCAAAAUCAAGAAAAUGUAAAUAAUUCAAAAAUUAUAAUCAAAAAUAAAAACGAAAUAUCGAAUCUUGAGCAAGAUAUAUAUAGCUUUAGUACCAGAGAAAUUAAUGAUGAGUUACAAAAUAUAUUAUCAGUACAAGAAAAAAAGGUUCGAUUCAAUUUAAAUUCUCCAAUAAAGGAUUUUAAUUGUAUUGAAAAUAAUUCUUUUUUUUCUCGAGAUAACGAAGAGAGAAAAAAUGAGGAUGAAGAUGAUUCCUUACCGAAAAAAAAAAUAUUUAAAACACGCAAUUAUGGAUUACGACAAUAUGGAACUUCAAAGAAAUCCCAAUUUGGAACACUUGGAAAAAUUUCUAAAAAAUAAAAUUUUAUAAAAUACAUUACAUAAAAUUAUUUAAUUAUUAUAAAUUAUUAUUUAAAAAAUAUAUAAUUUCAUAUAAUAUAUACAUUUCAAAGAUAAAUUUUUUGUAAUUGCUUAAAAUGUAUUUUUUCAAUCUAUUUAUGUUUUUUUACUUAUGUUUAUUAAUAUACCUUAGUAAAUUAUGUUAAUAUAUAAAUUAUAUAAAAAUGUUAAUUUUAUAAAUUACAUAUUUUGUUAAAAAUAUAAUUAAUCCACAACAAUUAUUAACAAAAAAUAAUUUCUUUAAUAAAUAUCUAUAAUAAUAUUCAACAUAUUUAUUAAUAAAAUGUAUAUUUCAGAUUCUUAUUUAUUGUUAAUUUAAAUACCUACUUUUUAUCUAUUAUAUUAAAUUCACAAUAUUUAAUUUUUAUAUAUGCAUUUGAACAAGAUAUUGUUCAUUGUUUAUAUACUUUUUGCUUUAAUUAAUUCUUUUUUUUAUUUAAUUCUUUAUUAUCCUACUAUUUACAGGAAUAUUUUGAAAAUUUUAAUUAUUCAUUAAAGUAGUAGAACAAUCCCAUUUCAUGGAUCUUUCAACAGCCAUUUUCCAUUUAGAAUAUCUCAAAUCUCUUUC
This is a messenger RNA of Apis cerana (Asiatic honeybee), 2713 nucleotides long. RefSeq names its product putative autophagy-related protein 11. Lineage: Eukaryota; Metazoa; Arthropoda; Insecta; Hymenoptera; Apidae. The record is from RefSeq and is a predicted model, not a curated record.